UUCCAUUCUGUCCAUUGGCUCUCUCUGUUAUUAGAUUGUCAUUAUUGUAUCAUAAAUCUGGGAAAAUUAAAAUAAAGCUCAUUUAGAUCCAAAAAAAUAUCAAUCAUACCCAAUUGAAAUUUAACUUCUCUCUACUCAAAAUUCCCUUUUCAUAAACCCCAAUUUCAUUUGAAACAAUUGAAAAUGGGUAUGGAGCAGAAUAAUCACAGUUUGGAGGAGGAAACUUUGGAGAUUGGAAUGGAGUAUAGAACUGUGUCCGGAGUUGCUGGACCUCUUGUUAUACUCGAAAAAGUUAAGGGACCGAAAUAUCAAGAGAUCGUUAAUAUUCGAUUAGGGGAUGGAACCACACGUCGUGGUCAAGUUCUUGAAGUUGAUGGCGAGAAAGCUGUCGUUCAGGUUUUUGAAGGAACAUCUGGGAUUGACAACAAAUUCACUACAGUCCAAUUUACCGGAGAGGUUCUGAAGACUCCUGUAUCAUUGGAUAUGCUUGGGCGUAUUUUUAAUGGUUCUGGAAAGCCUAUUGAUAAUGGCCCUCCUAUUUUGCCAGAAGCAUAUUUGGACAUCUCUGGGAGUUCUAUUAACCCUAGUGAGAGAACAUAUCCGGAAGAGAUGAUACAGACUGGAAUCUCAACAAUUGAUGUCAUGAAUUCUAUAGCAAGAGGACAGAAGAUCCCUCUGUUUUCUGCUGCUGGUCUUCCCCAUAAUGAAAUAGCUGCACAAAUAUGUCGCCAGGCAGGUCUUGUAAAGAGAUUGGAAAAGUCGGACAAUCUUCUUGAGGAUGGAGAAGAGGACAAUUUUGCCAUUGUAUUUGCAGCUAUGGGUGUAAACAUGGAGACUGCACAAUUUUUUAAACGUGAUUUUGAGGAGAAUGGUUCAAUGGAGAGAGUAACCCUAUUUCUGAACUUGGCAAAUGACCCUACAAUUGAACGUAUUAUUACACCUCGUAUCGCUCUUACUACUGCAGAAUAUUUGGCAUAUGAAUGUGGGAAGCAUGUCCUUGUCAUACUCACGGAUAUGAGUUCUUAUGCUGAUGCUCUUCGUGAGGUGUCUGCUGCUCGAGAGGAAGUACCUGGAAGGCGUGGAUAUCCUGGGUAUAUGUAUACUGAUUUGGCCACUAUAUAUGAGCGUGCUGGACGUAUUGAGGGACGAAAAGGUUCCAUCACCCAAAUUCCAAUUUUAACUAUGCCAAAUGAUGAUAUCACACAUCCCACCCCAGAUCUUACGGGAUAUAUUACAGAGGGACAAAUUUACAUUGAUAGACAGCUCCAGAAUAGACAGAUAUAUCCUCCAAUCAAUGUCCUUCCAUCUCUGUCUCGUCUGAUGAAGAGUGCCAUUGGUGAGGGGAUGACUCGCAGGGACCAUGCUGAUGUGUCGAACCAGCUAUAUGCAAAUUAUGCAAUUGGGAAGGAUGUUCAGGCAAUGAAAGCUGUUGUUGGAGAAGAAGCUCUUUCUUCUGAAGACUUGCUAUAUUUAGAGUUCCUGGACAAAUUCGAGAGGAAGUUUGUUGCUCAAGGAGCUUAUGACACUCGCAACAUCUUUCAGUCGCUUGAUUUAGCCUGGACCUUGCUCCGUAUCUUUCCUCGAGAGUUACUCCACCGUAUCCCAGCAAAGACUCUGGACCAGUACUACAGCCGCGAUUCAGCUAAUUGAGAAAUGAGUUUAUGAAGGAUUGCUUAAAUUAUUUGGAUGAGCUGUGAUUUGUUGAUUUUGCCGCAACUCUCCUAAAUUAUGCAGAAGAAUAAAGGCGGUUUUCCAUUUGGGUUCAUCGUCAGAUGUUCCUUUAUAUUCUUUCCAGUGAGGAGUGAUUUCUUUCAUCUUGUAAUCUAUUUAUUAGUUGGUGAUAUUCAAAUGGAGGCUGCUUUACAUUUGAAGGUAUUCUUGUCAUUCUUGUUUUAUUUGUGAUUCCUCUUACCUUCUUGUAAUGAGACCAAGGAUUCUUAUAUUUUUGAGGGAAUUGAAUUCUAUUUAAAUUUAUACACAUAUUUAUUCACUCA
This is a messenger RNA of Mercurialis annua (annual mercury), 1994 nucleotides long. RefSeq names its product V-type proton ATPase subunit B 2. Gene Ontology annotation, biological process: ATP metabolic process; proton transmembrane transport. The transcript is spliced from 15 exons. Gene Ontology annotation, molecular function: ATP binding; proton-transporting ATPase activity, rotational mechanism. The coding region runs from base 184 to 1650 and encodes 488 amino acids. Gene Ontology annotation, cellular component: proton-transporting V-type ATPase, V1 domain. The record is from RefSeq and is a predicted model, not a curated record. Lineage: Eukaryota; Viridiplantae; Streptophyta; Magnoliopsida; Malpighiales; Euphorbiaceae.